CGCCUUGCAACCUCCAGACAGCUUGUUCUGUUACCUGGCGUUCCGCGGCCCGACUCUCAGAUCAGAUGGAAUAAAAAAAACAUACCCAGAGUCAGUCUGUAAACUGCAGCCUGCAGAACAUCAAUCAAAACCAGACUGUGAAUUUCAACACUGCAUCAUCGCCAGCCUGAGAGUCCCACCUGUAUAAACCAGCCCGUGAACCUCAACUCCGUAUAAAACUGGCGUCUGAGCAGCUGUGACGCCCCCCCCCCGCCAAGUCCUGCAUAAACUAACCAGAACCAAACUGGUAAAAACCAGCCCGUGAAGUGAGCAGAAACCUUCCAGCUGUGGUCGGUAAAAUCCAGUGGUGGGCAAUUGCCCCGAAUUGUGCACCUUGCCGAGUGCCCGCGACUAUGAGAUUGCGGAGGAAAGGGGAUCUCAUCUGCACUGCUCUCCUGCUUUCAGCCCUUUGCACUUUGCUCUACAUCCAUGUUGCCCCCGGGGUGGACAAGCACGAGGCUGAAGGGAAGUCUGUGACCAGGAGCUACAUUACAAUGCCAACACAAGAAGCGGUAACCCAAACGGCCUCCCCCAGCGCAGGGUCAACGCCAGAGAACAUCUGCCAAGAUCUGGAGAACGGACGAAUUGGGGCGGCAACACCUCCAGCCACAGACCUGCUCCCUUGGAGCUACCGCCAAUAUCAAUGGCAGAAGGACUGCCGGGAUUUCAGUCAGAUCAUUAACCAGGAGGACAAGUGCCGCAAGGUGAACGGGGAGCCGCUGCUGCUGGUCUCCAUCAAGUCAAAGGCGGAAGAGUUCGAGCGGCGGGAAGUGGCCCGGAAGACCUGGGCUCAGGAAGGCCGAGUCCGCGGGCUGCACGUCCGGAGGCUCUUCCUCCUGGCCAUCCCCACCAACCAGAGCGCCCUGGCCUCCUGGAGCCGCCUGCUGGAACUCGAGAGCCAGGUCUACCGCGACAUCCUGCUGUGGGACUUCCAGGAUACCUUCUUCAACCUGACGCUGAAGGAGAUUCACUUCCUCAAGUGGCUCGACCGGUUCUGCCCCACCGCCGAGUUCAUCUUCAAGGGCGACGACGACGUCUUCGUUAACGUGGAGAACAUUGCAGACUUCCUGCUCGACGCCGACCCCAUGGAGGACCUUUUCGUUGGGCACAUUAUUGACCAGGCUCUGCCCAUCAGAUCCAACAGGAGUAAAUAUUACAUCCCCGAGAUGAUGUACGGUUCGGGCGUUUACCCCGUCUACGCGGGUGGCGGCGGCUUCCUCAUGAGCGGACACACGGCCAGGAGGCUGUAUGGCGCCAGCAAGGAGGUGGACCUCUUCCCCAUCGACGACGUCUUCCUCGGCAUGUGUCUGCUCCGGAUCGGCCUCAAGCCCCAAACCCACAAAGGGUUCCGAACCUUCGGCAUCGUGCGGCCGUCCGCCGCCCCUCACCUCCAGACCUUCGACCCUUGCUUCUACCGGGAGCUGAUGGUGGUGCACAGCCUGAAGGUGCCCGAGAUCUGGCUGAUGUGGAGCUUGCUCCACGACCCCAGCCUCAACUGCGCCCGCAAAGAGUCGGCCAGGCGCGCGUUCCGGUGGAAAGCCAAGAGAAAGGCGAACCCCGGCUCGGCCAGGAAAACCAGGCACUGACGGUGGGGGUGGAGGAGACCCUCCCACCUCAGCGGUACGGUCCCUCAAGAAUUUUUCCAGAAGAUCUAUACUUGGAAUGUUUUAACUGUUUUGUACGAUUUACGCUCACCAGUACUGAUGGUAUACUGGCGUGAGCGCAUUGAGAUACCACUGUGAAUAUGUUCUUGAUAAUGUUAAUUUUGGUAAAAAAAAGCUGUAAUUUCUACGCCGAACUCUUAAAGCGUCUUUAAUUCGAGUGGAUAUGAAAACCAAAUCUUCGAACUCGUUUUUUUAAUUAAAUGGCUGACAGUGUUUACACUACCAUAAGUGAUCUCUAUAUCAGCAAGACUAACAAGAUCCAUGGAAGAUCCAAAACAAUCACUGAACAGAGACCGACUCCCUGAACUAAUAGAACCAGCUGAUGAAAUGCAUGGCAUACUCGCAA
This is a messenger RNA of Mobula hypostoma (lesser devil ray), 2049 nucleotides long. RefSeq names its product UDP-GlcNAc:betaGal beta-1,3-N-acetylglucosaminyltransferase 9 (gene b3gnt9). The record is from RefSeq and is a predicted model, not a curated record. Gene Ontology annotation, molecular function: hexosyltransferase activity; UDP-glycosyltransferase activity. Gene Ontology annotation, cellular component: Golgi membrane. NCBI's taxonomy places the organism in Eukaryota, Metazoa, Chordata, Chondrichthyes, Myliobatiformes, Myliobatidae. The transcript is spliced from 2 exons. The coding region runs from base 393 to 1625 and encodes 410 amino acids.